Coturnix japonica (Japanese quail) is the source of this 442-nucleotide messenger RNA. Its product is annotated as histone H3. Gene Ontology annotation, cellular component: nucleosome. NCBI's taxonomy places the organism in Eukaryota, Metazoa, Chordata, Aves, Galliformes, Phasianidae. Gene Ontology annotation, molecular function: structural constituent of chromatin; DNA binding; protein heterodimerization activity. The record is from RefSeq and is a predicted model, not a curated record.
GCAGUGACCGGGGAAGAACUUCUCGGCAAUGGCCCGCACGAAGCAGACGGCGCGUAAGUCGACAGGCGGGAAGGCGCCCCGCAAGCAGCUGGCCACCAAGGCGGCCCGCAAGAGCGCGCCGGCCACGGGCGGCGUCAAGAAGCCGCACCGCUACCGGCCCGGCACGGUGGCGCUGCGCGAGAUCCGGCGCUACCAGAAGUCCACGGAGCUGCUGAUCCGCAAGCUGCCCUUCCAGCGCCUGGUGCGCGAGAUCGCGCAGGACUUCAAGACCGACCUGCGCUUCCAGAGCUCGGCCGUCAUGGCGCUGCAGGAGGCCAGCGAGGCCUACCUGGUGGGGCUCUUCGAGGACACCAACCUGUGCGCCAUCCACGCCAAGCGCGUCACCAUCAUGCCCAAGGACAUCCAGCUCGCCCGGCGCAUCCGCGGGGAGCGUGCCUAAGGC